CCCAAGACGUGUGAAUGGCCUGGUUUCUGCAGAGGCCAUAUCACCUAAACGCUGCAGGGCCAAAGCAAACCUUCAGAUUGACCAUGUAAUGCCUUUUAGGCUAUAAAAUAUUUCCAUGUGUAAUUCGCACUCCGACCUGAGAAAGGCAGCAAACCAGCGUCUAGUCUACCGGAACACACAAGAAAAAUAAGUGCGUUUACAUUUUCAAACAUCUUAAAGUAUGAUCCAUUUACUACGCAUUAUUUAAGACAUACAGAUAGUUAGCGACGCUUGUUCAACAGGACUUCCUGCAUUCGUUCCAAGUUACAAGCCAUGAGUUCAAACGUUUCCUUGUCAAAAGAGUUGGCGGCAGCCAUCGGUGUGACUGCAGGAGCUACAGCUGCGGGCAUCCUCCUCUUCCAGUACCUCUCCAAGGGGUCAGGGGUCAAGCCCAAGGUCAACUUGGACCUGCAGAAAGACAACCCCAAAGUGGUGCACGCUUUUGACAUCGAGGACCUCGGGGAUAAGGCGGUGUACUGCAGGUGUUGGAGAUCUAAGAAGUUUCCCUACUGUGAUGGUGCUCAUGCUAAACACAACCAGGAGACGGGGGAUAACGUCGGUCCUCUCAUCAUAAAAAGAAAAGAGGCCUGAAUCCAGUCACUCAAUCAAUCAUCCCAUCCAUGUUAUUCCAUGACUGCUGCUGACAUACUGAUGCACACAAGUGCUCUUCACUACAGAAAGGAUGACAGUGGUUGACAGUACCAUUGGUAGUUGCUCUGAAAUAUGGUGACCAAAUCCAUUUUCGGCUAUAUUUAUUUUAUUUAUUGAUUUGAAGCCACCCUUAUCACAGGACCAAGCAGUUAUCAUUUUUGUUGUUGUGGAAAAUGACUUUGUAAUCAUAAUAAUAAUAAUGGUAGAUAUUUCACUGGGGUUACCAAGGAAACAGGGGUGUGGACGUACUGUAAAGCAUAGUACCACACUGGUUGUAUAUAUUUAAUUGAGCUGUGGUAUCUGUGCUGUUCAGAAUGUUUGUUUUUGAUCAAUGUUUGCCUUUCUUUUAUACUGUAGACAUCAUCAGAGCGACAGCGUAGCCUAGUGGUUGGAACGUUGGACUAGUAACCAAAUGGUUGCAAGAUCAAAUCCCCGAGCUGACAAGGUCCAAAUCUGUCGUUCUGCCCCUGAACAAGGAAGUUAACCCACUGUUCCUAGGCCAUCAUUGAAAUUAAGAAUUUGUUCUUAACUGACUUGCCUAGUUAAAUAAAAAAUACUAAAAAAUAAAUAAAUAAACUUAUCUGUCCCAUUAUGAUGCCAUAGAGAUCGCAAUGUAUCCGUCCCAUUAUGGCACCUGUGAGUGUAUGGGCAGCGCCAGUGAGGAAAUCUCAAUUUUGAAGUAGUCCAUUUUCUUCUUCUGCUACUUCUAUGAGUUGGUCAACAAACUGAAAGGGUUCAUACUGCCCCCUAGAGGGUGUUGUCUGAACAGGUAUGAAGCCAAGGCUGGUGAUUUACUGCCACCUGGAGUUAUGGAAUGUUUGCGCACAAAUAUAAUUCAUUGGCUGAUCCCGCCUGAUGACCUUGAUGGAAUUAUCCCAUAGGAAGUCCCACCCAGUUGACUACUUAAAAAUGGUGAAAGUCCUCAAUGGCAAUGUCCAUGCUAAAACGGGCUUUUUCGGCAGUAGAGUCUUCUACCGUACUCUAUGGUUGAGUUUUUCCUGACCAUGGGACUUGAUCAGGGAUAUCUCUGUACCUUUUUAUUGCAGCUAGGGGCCCAGAGUUUUUCCAUGGUCAGGAAAAACACCUGGGGCUACUGAAGCAUCAAGGAAACGGAUGAGGUGUGACAUAUUUUUGAUUCAACUUGUGAAAUCGAUUGUAAAAUGGUGUCACGUUUCAAUGGAUUUUAGAUGAAAGGUUCUACAUCAUUCAUAUCUGCAAAUGAAGCCGUCGUAAUGAUUACCUUGUUGAUUUUUAAGUCUGUGUUAACGGUGAAUCAUGAAGUUAAACUUGUGCCAUCCAUACUACAUACCAAUUGGAUUCCUGGGUUGUGUUCAGGGGGAGAAAAAAAAACAAAAACAUGUGAUGUUGUGAAACUAGGAGGUAGCUUACUAGAGAAACACUUCCAGGUUUAGUUUUCGUUUAAAAAAAAAAAUGUUUUGCUACGUUUUGCCCUACUUAACACAGCCCUGUAGCCUACUGAAUGUUUGAGUGGCUAAAACUGAACUUGUCAAGCAGCACUUCUGGUAACUAGCUUUAAUAAUUCACUGUUCUAUGUAGUGCAGCGUUUCUCUAUCUUGGGGGACCCCAAGGCGUGCACAUUUUGGGGUUUUUGUCCUGGCACUACACAGCUUAAUCAAAUGAAUCAGCUUCACAGCAAGCUUUGACUAUUUGAAUCCGCUGUGUAGUGCUGGGCCAAAAUGUGCACUCCUUGGGUUCCCCAGGACUGAGUUGGGGGGGGUACGCUGACACUAGUAUGAGAAUGUCUACAGUCUGUGACCUUAAGAUAUCUACAAUAUGUGACUUCAUUUUAAUCAAUCAUUUAAUCAUCCAAUAAAAAAAACUAUACAAAUGUU
Messenger RNA from Oncorhynchus tshawytscha (Chinook salmon), 2543 nucleotides. It is a transcript of the gene cisd1, whose product is annotated as CDGSH iron sulfur domain 1. Gene Ontology annotation, biological process: regulation of autophagy. The record is from RefSeq and is a predicted model, not a curated record. Gene Ontology annotation, molecular function: 2 iron, 2 sulfur cluster binding. The transcript has 3 exons. Bases 313 to 630 code for a protein of 105 amino acids. Lineage: Eukaryota; Metazoa; Chordata; Actinopteri; Salmoniformes; Salmonidae. Gene Ontology annotation, cellular component: mitochondrial outer membrane; intracellular membrane-bounded organelle.